Colletotrichum chrysophilum is the source of this 1002-nucleotide messenger RNA. RefSeq lists its product as uncharacterized. Bases 1 to 1002 code for a protein of 333 amino acids. NCBI's taxonomy places the organism in Eukaryota, Fungi, Ascomycota, Sordariomycetes, Glomerellales, Glomerellaceae. The record is from RefSeq and is a predicted model, not a curated record. The transcript has 2 exons.
AUGACGAACGCAUCCGCUUUUGCCGUCUACGACGACUCCGUGAAGAAGCUGUUCGGCGCGGACCCGACGCUGGAGCUCCUGCACGAGAACCAGGACUACCCCUUCGCGCACGAGGCGGGCGUCUUCAUCGAGCGCGACAACACGCUCUUCAUCACGAGCAACCAGUUCCCCGACGACAAGGGCGGCAAGAAGAUCCAGGUAUGUCGCGUCACGCUGCCCGCGGACUUCGCGGCCGCCAAGGUCAAGUGCGAGGAGAUCGCGCCUGAGGGCGUGUACAUGGCCAACGGCGGCGUGAACUACCUCGACGGCGUCAUCUUCUGCUCGCAGGGGUCGCUGGACUCGCCGGGCGGUAUCGUCUUCAUGGAGGCGCAGCCGCCGUAUCAGACGCGGUUGCUGGUGAGCUCGUUCCACGGCCGGGAGUUCAACUCUGUCAACGAUGUGGUGGUGCACAGUGACGGGUCCAUCUGGUUCACCGACCCGAUCUAUGGGUAUGAGCAGGGCAUCAGGCCGCGGCCGAAGUUGCCGAACCAGGUGUACAGGUUUGACCCGAUCAGGGGGUCCAUUAGGGCCAUGGCAGACGGAUUCGGGAGACCGAAUGGAAUUUGCUUCAGUCCUGAUGAGAAGACUGUGUAUGUGACGGACACGGACUGGAUUCAUGGAGAUGGAACGACAGAUCUCACGAGACCUUCGACGAUAUACGCUUUUGACCUAGUGUCGUACUCUGGACAGCCAUUCUUGACCAAUAGGCGGCUGUUUGCGAUGGCUGACACUGGAAUACCGGAUGGCAUCAAGUGCGAUGUUCACGGAAAUGUGUACAGUGGCUGCGGUGAUGGUAUCAACAUUUGGUCGGCAGGGGGUGUCUUGCUGGGUAAGAUUCUCAUCCAGGGGGGCGCUGCCAACUUCUGCUUCGGCCGUAAUGGGGAGCUUUUUAUCCUCAAUGAGAACAGGCUGUGGAGGGCUAAGCUUGCCGAUGAAACAAAAGGGGCACUCCUAUGUAUCUGA